UUGUUUUUUUUUUCAUUGGAAAGUCCUAGUCGCUUGCUUCAAGCACAAUGUAUCUCCCGGAAGAACUGGUAAUGGAGAUACUCUCUAGGGUUCAGUUGCCUUCUUUGGCACGACUACGAUGGGCAUCCAAAAGAUGGAACACGCUGAUAAAAGAUAAGAUACUGUCUCAGUUUAUCAUGGUUGUUGGUUCUAAGGUCAAUUUAGUGAGCUUUGAUCUCCAUGGAAUCCACAAGAACGUUGCUCCAUCUGCAAAGGUAACAAGUCAAUUUAGCCUAAAAGAUUCUAACUCUUCGGAAGAAGUCGAUAUAUGUAACGUCUUUCACUGCGACGGCUUGUUGCUAUGCACCACCAAAGACAAUAGACUUGUGGUUUGGAAUCCGUGUUCACGUGAAACCAGGUGGAUUCAAGCCCGACCCGGAAACUCCUACAAAAAGACAGAUAUGUUUUCUCUUGGUUACGAUAACAAAUCCUCUUGUUACAAAAUCGUGUGGAUGUAUAAUACUUACUGUGAUACUUUUCAGUAUAUUUAUAAGUACCACGUCUAUGACUUUACCACGAAUUCGUGGAGGUAUGUUGAUUGGAAUACUGGCUGGUUAAUACGACCGUGGCUAGCUCAAGGACAGGAUCUCCCUCGGAAGAUCAGACGUGGCAUGUAUGUGAAGGGAAAUACUUAUUGGCUAGCUCAAGGACGGGAUCAUCCUUUGUUACUAAGUUUUGAUUUUUCGAGUGAGAAGCUCCAAUGUCUGUCUCUUCCCGAAGAUAUUGGUUCUUGUGAUGUGAGGGCUUUAUCAGUGACCAGACAAGAGCAACAACUUUGUCUGCUAGCUACUUAUGGCAAAGAUAAUAUUGUAUGGAUGGCAACUAAGAUUGAGAGUACUAGAGCAUUGUCAUGGAAGAAGUUGCUAAUAGCGACGGCAGCUCCUGCUCCCUAUCUUCGUGAGUUUGAUACUGGGGUAAGUUUCUUGGCGGACCGGGAGAAGAAAGUCAUAUUGUUGUAUAACUCUACGUUUAACAACAACAUACACAUUUUGGGAGAGGAUACAUACAUAGAAGUGAAGCAUCAUGGUGCAGCAGAAGCUACACAAAAUUUUCACACUGGAUUUCUCCUCGGCUAUGUUCCAAGUCUCGUUCAAAUCCAAUAA
Molecule: messenger RNA, 1142 nt
Organism: Capsella rubella
Lineage: Eukaryota; Viridiplantae; Streptophyta; Magnoliopsida; Brassicales; Brassicaceae
Product: putative F-box protein At3g21130
Exons: 1
Coding region: 48-1142 (364 amino acids)
Molecular function (GO): protein binding
Source: RefSeq, a predicted model, not a curated record